Exophiala viscosa is the source of this 2024-nucleotide messenger RNA. RefSeq lists its product as uncharacterized. Bases 238 to 1773 code for a protein of 511 amino acids. The transcript has a single exon. The record is from RefSeq and is a predicted model, not a curated record. Lineage: Eukaryota; Fungi; Ascomycota; Eurotiomycetes; Chaetothyriales; Herpotrichiellaceae.
GAUCUUGAUCCCAGCCAUCUCAUUCUGCCAACACCACCAACUUCGAGUCCCAAGAUGAUGAACUCGCACUGCCACGUUUCUGUCGCUGACUUCAGAUCAGAAUCAUUUUCAUGUCGUACUAAUUUCUUCACCCUUUUCCAUGUACAAAUGUUACUAUCGUCUUCCACUCGCAUGAUCCCAUAGGCCUCCCAUCGAAGCGCAUGCUACGCAGCACUUGUCCCAUCUCCAGUCCUUCCCAUGGCACCAUGGCUGCGCCUGGCAGCGCUGCCUACCUCCCUUCUCAUCUUCAUCGGCACUUUUCCCGUACCAGCAUCGUGCCAGGUUGCGUACGGGCACUACAACCUACCACCCGACGCGAAAUACUAUCCGGAGGAUGAGAUGCGGCUCAAGCGGAGUAUUGACAUCCAGCAAAAGUUACAACAUACAUCCGUGGCAGGAGUGAGAAAGAUGAGCGAUGAUCCUGGACAGAAAUUUCACCUCGAGUACUGGGGUUUUGAGCCAGAAGAGAGCGAGCUGAACAAGUAUUCGAGUUGGACGAAUGCGAGCCUGUACACCUCGUUCGAUCAUCCCGUCCGGGUACAUACACAUCACCAGGAACGCAGAUAUCCGCGACUCCCGGGCUGGCAUCUGUUUGAGAAACGGGCCUUCCAAUGUCCUACGGGGACUUCAGCGUGCACGUCCAUAGACCGGCCAAACAGCUGCUGCUCGACGGGCUCGACAUGUCAGAUCGUAACAGACACCGGGCUCGGGGAUGUCGGCUGCUGCCCGUCGGGAGAGGUCUGUGCAGGCUCUCUUUCAACGUGCGAGUCGGGCUACACUUCGUGUCCAAACAACCCAGGAGCGGGCUGCUGCAUACCAGGCUAUGCAUGCUACGACGUCGGAUGCGUUCAGACGUCUACUGCGACCGUAUCAACGUUGCUAUCUGCCUCGACGACAACAGUCACAUCCUACACGACAAUCACACCGUCCGGGUCAAGUACAACUACCACAUCGACCUCAACGACAACAACCACUUCGACGACGUCAACACAGAGCGCGUCCACCCUGUCACCUCAAGUUCUGACCGUAACCAGAACAGUCACCGUGACUUCCACGCCCAAUGUCCUGGCUUGCUCGACCGGUUACCGGUCUUGUCCAGCGUCCCUCGGCGGAGGCUGCUGCCCAACAGACCGGUCGUGCGGUUCAGCAAAUUGUCCUGCUUCCACCACCAGCUCUUCCGCAACAGCAGCUCCGCCGGUCCGCCCAACGACGCUGACAACAAUCGACCAAACAACCACGACAACACUGUCCGUCAGCUCUGAUACGACUGCACCCUCGACUUCUCGAACGACCACGACCGCAAGCAGUAGCACCAGUGUCAGCGGGUGUCCUACGGGCUUCUACGCCUGCAGCGCCUAUUAUCAGGGCGGCUGCUGCCAGACCGGCCGCAAUUGCGACACAACGUCCUGUCCUGCAAGCGCAAGCACUACGGUCAUCAGCACCGACGGUGUGACUGUCGUGGCGCCAACGGGCAGCGGGAUCACGGGAGUAUCCACCGCCUUAACUGGCUCUUGUGCGAAAGGGUGGUCUACAUGCGCCGCGGAUCUAGGUGGAGGAUGCUGUCCGUCGGGCUAUCAAUGCGGAGUGACCAGCUGCGCGGCGACUGCCUCUGGAGGUUCUGGCACGGGCAAGGAGGCGCCUAGUGCUGCGACGAGGAGCGUGCAUACGGAUUCUUUGGUGCUAGCGUUGGCAUUUUCAGCGAGCUUGGUGAUGUGCAUAAUUCUUGCAUUGUGAAUAGAUUAGCAUUCAGGGCCAUACAGCCUCGACCGAAUUUAUGAGAACAUGUGGCUAAUUUGAUUUGUUCUUUGAUUUUGUUAGGCCAGGAUGUGCUAUCUCAGGCCAAGUCACAGUGGCUCCUUGCUAUCUCGCCGUCGCAAUGCAACUUCGAUGCCGGCAACCCAAAAUGAUCACCCAUAAGAUCUCAAAUCAUCAUGAGAUAACACCAGCGACACGCAAUGACCUUUUCAAUCCCCCUUCUUCCGCGU